Molecule: messenger RNA, 1169 nt
Organism: Acanthoscelides obtectus
Lineage: Eukaryota; Metazoa; Arthropoda; Insecta; Coleoptera; Chrysomelidae
Source: the annotation of a GenBank genome assembly
AUGUCUACAUCAUCAAUUUGUCACAUUGUUCCAGAAGUGUGCAAAGCCAUGAUUGAUUGUUUACAAGAUUGUGUACAGAUGCCCAAGAAUCAAGAGGAAUGGUUACAAAUUGUUGAAGGUUUUGAAAAGCGAUGGAAUUUUCCGCAUUGCUUAGGAUCUAUUGACGGAAAACACUGUAUUUUGCAAGCUCCAGCCAACAGUGGAAGUGACUACUUCAAUUAUAAGUCGACUUUUAGUAUUGUGUUACUUGCACUUGUGGAUUAUGAUUACAAUUUUUUAUUCGCUGAUGUAGGCUGUCAAGGCCGCAUCUCAGAUGGAGGAGUGUUUCCUCAUACAUCUUUUUGUAAAAAAUUGUAUGCAGGAACUCUAAAAUUACCGGAAGAAUCUAUUUUACCUGGAAGGACAGAAAACGUGCCUUAUGUGUUUGUAGCAGACGAUGCAUUUGCACUACAUAAGCACAUUUUAAAACCAUAUGGUGGAACACACGAAAACAACUCACCUAAACGAACCUUUAAUUAUAGGCUAUCAAGGGCACGGAGAGUUGUGGAAAAUGCAUUUGGCAUCCUCUCUUCUGUCUAGAGUAGUAGAGUUCUCAGAAAACCGAUACUUUUGAAAGAAGACAACGCGGCAUUGGUGGUUUUAAGUUGUGUAUACCUACACAAUUUUUUGAGAAGGAGCAAAACAUCGCGAAAUAUAUACGCUCCACCAGGAAGUUUUGAUAUCGAACCUAAUACGCGGGUAAAUAACGGCAACUGCAGAGAAAACGAAAAAGCAACAUCAUUAAUUCCAUUAAAAAAUAUACCUCGAAAAUCUUCAGCAAAUGCGGAAAAAGUUAGGCAUGAGUUUAUGGAGUAUUUUGUAACAUCCGGACAAUCUUCAUGGCAAACAAAUUACUCAUAAAUAUGUAUUUAAGCAUAAAAACGUUACUAAAAUCUGAAUAUGCGUAUUAUUUCACUCACCUCCUCGGUAUUUAAUGUAGAUUUUGGUGUAAAUUUGUCUCUCGAAAAAUCCAGAGACUUAAAUGCAAACCAUGUUGAGUAGUACUGUUCUCCAGCUCCACUUCCUGAUGUUUUGGUUGUACUUUCCUUUUGUCUCUCUCUUCGAAAUGAGGCAAGCAGAGAGUUUAUUUUCUUUUUCACUUCUAUGGUGUUGCAAUUCAUUUCUGUUGC